This is a messenger RNA of Exophiala mesophila, 1569 nucleotides long. RefSeq lists its product as uncharacterized. Gene Ontology annotation, molecular function: protein binding. The transcript is spliced from 2 exons. Lineage: Eukaryota; Fungi; Ascomycota; Eurotiomycetes; Chaetothyriales; Herpotrichiellaceae. The coding region runs from base 1 to 1569 and encodes 522 amino acids. The record is from RefSeq and is a predicted model, not a curated record.
AUGACCGAGUCACCACAAGGCGCUCAGUCGCGCAACAUAGGUCCAACACCAGACCAAUGGGCUGAAGUCAAGGAUAUUUUCACUCACUUGUAUAUCUCGGAAAACCGAAAGCUGAAAGAUGUCAGACAUAUCUUGUCGUCGAGACAUGGCUUCAAUGCAAGCGAGAAAAUGUUCAAAAGACGUAUUGCUGAUUGGAAGGUCCGAAAGAAUUACAAAGCCAAGGAUAAAGAGAAUAUCGCACGAAGAGUAAAAGCCUUUGUCGAUGCUGGCCAAGACGUCCACUCCCUCUCUUUCCAAGGCCGGCCUGUAAAGCUGGACCGUGUCAGGAGACAUUGUCGCACUGACAAGAGGUUCUCCGAACUCCUAGAACAUCUUUCCCACAGCCCGGAAGAUGUCACAAUCAGUGACCCAAACGUCAAACAAGAUUCUCCGCCCAAUGCUCUAGCCUCUGCCCGCCUCUGGCAAGCUUCGACAUGUACACCGGAAGCGCCUGAUGUCCAGAUGGAGGAGACACAAUCUCAUGGAACAAGAAUGUCCCGCACAAUAAGCCUGCCAACCGAUUUCCAUGCCGUGGAGAAGACCAUCUUUCAUACCCGAGAGGCCGUAUCUUGGCACUUUAUUGCCUUCAGACCGCUCAAGAUCAGGGAAUUGGAACGUCGCUUUCCUCAGACAAUCUCCCCCGAGGUCAGAGCUCGGCGGAUCGACCAAGCAUCCGAAUUCUGGUUAAAGUUAUACCACGGCUAUGAACACAUGGAACAAGGCAGGUCUCUCGAAGCCUGGACCGCAUUUGACAGAUGUUGCCAGAUGAUACAGCCGCUGAUCAUGUCGGCACCACUCCACUUGGUCUCUUGCCUACUGUUACACUUUGCAACUACAUGGCAGGGAUUGAAUGAUCUACAGCAUUCUCUGCUCGACUUUGUGUCGUCAAUGGCCAGACAGGUUCUUGGCCAAGACCACCCUCUGGCGAUUGCGCUGAGUAUGGUCGCUACAGCAGAUAUUCGUGACCAUGUGGUUGAGCCAAUGAUGGGAUUAAUCAUAGAAGGUUAUGAGGCUCGUCGAAAGUUUGACAACCCAUCCUUGUUCGCGCUCCAGGUGGAUCGCAUCGACAUGUUACGAAAACGCAAGAAUUUUGUGAAAGCUCGAACGUUAUGCCAGAAGCUCGUUGUUGACAGCCAAACUAUGCGCAAGCAGAAGCGACACAGGACAGCACUCGCCGCACUUGGCCGAAUCUACUCUGAUCAAGGCAAAGAGCUCGCCGUAGAGGCUAUUGCUCAUCGGAUAUUGGACAACGAGAGGGCCGACCCGCUCGGCUCCAACAGCGGAGGCACCUCGUCAUGGGCCUGUGACCAGCUUGCAACUCUGUACAUGCACCGUGGUGAAAAUACUGCCGCCGAGUCCUAUCUCCGUCGAGCUGUCUACCUAACCCAUCAUCGAUACCCCAACCGAGGCCCUUCCGCCAUGGCUUUUCUCCAACGAUUGGGCUUCUGCCUGCAAAUUCAAGGCAAGCAACAAAGCGUAGAGCAGAUUUGUGAAGACAUGGGUCUUCGUAUCCAGGAUUUCAAGACCUGA